This is a messenger RNA of Danio aesculapii, 3518 nucleotides long. It is a transcript of the gene klhl27, whose product is annotated as intracisternal A particle-promoted polypeptide. NCBI's taxonomy places the organism in Eukaryota, Metazoa, Chordata, Actinopteri, Cypriniformes, Danionidae. The record is from RefSeq and is a predicted model, not a curated record. The transcript is spliced from 10 exons. Gene Ontology annotation, molecular function: actin binding. Bases 134 to 1921 code for a protein of 595 amino acids.
GGCGAUUCAGGAAAGCUCGAUGCUCGUGCGGAAGUGGCUCUACCCAAAAUAUGGAUAAAUGAAGUGAAGAAAAAAGGCAAAUUAAAAUGUAAAAGCUCGGUGACUGUGGCGUCCGGCUGGAAUCCUCCUCAUCAUGUCCUCCGCCGGUCCCUCACUGGCAUACCCGCACUGUGAUGAAGCAGCUGCAGUGAAGGAUCAUGGGGGUUUUUCCUCUGACAGACAUGCUGGGCUCCUGCUGGCUCAGAUGAAUAAGAUGCGUCUGCAGGCCAACUUCUGCGACGUACGGCUGCUGGUGGGCGAACGGCGGUUUGGGGUCCAUAAGCUGGUGCUGGCUGCCAGCGGCCCUUAUUUCGCCGCUCUGUUCUCCGGAGGCAUGAGCGAAGCCCACGAGGAGGAGGUGCGCAUCGCUGGAGUGGAGCCGCACGUCUUCGAGAUCCUCCUGGAGUUUAUUUACACUGGCUGUAUAGAUGUGACGGUGGACACGGUGCAGGAGCUGAUGGUGGCCGCAGAUAUGCUGCAGCUGACGGAGGUGGUGGAGAUCUGUGGUCAGUUCCUGCGUGCUCAUAUGGACCCGUCCAAUUGUGUGGGGAUCUAUCGCUUUCUGGAGCAGAUUGCCUGUGUGGAGCUGCUACAAUUCACUGAGGACUACAUACACGUCCACUUUCUGGAGGUUUGCUCUUCAGAGGAGUUCUCCAGCGUCUCUUCAGAUCAGCUGGUGAAGUUGCUGCGCAGUGAGGAGCUGCGGAUCGAGGACGAGUAUCAGGUGUUCACGGCGGCCAUGGACUGGCUGCAUCAUGACGUGCCUCACAGGAAGAAGCAUGUGGUGGAGGUGCUGGAGCCGGUGCGCUUCCCUCUGCUUUCCCCACAGAGACUCUACAAAUACAUCGAGGGUAUAUCUGACUUCAGUUUGCGAGUUGCGCUGCAAACUCUUCUGAGGGAGUACACUGAAGUCAGCAAGUCCCCUAAAGAGAGCAAACCGUUCAGCCUUCUGCAGACAGCCAAGACCCGGCCCAGGAGAAAAGCCCGCAAGUACCUCUAUGCCAUUGGUGGCUACACUCGUCUGCAGGGCGGCCGCUGGAGUGACAGUCGGGCUCUGAGUUGUGUCGAACGCUUUGAUUCAUUCAGUCAGUAUUGGACCACAGUGUCCUCCCUGCACCAGGCCCGCAGUGGACUCGGGGUGGCAGUACUGGAGGGCAUGAUAUAUGUCAUCGGGGGAGAAAAAGACUCUAUGAUCUUCGACUGCACGGAGCGAUAUGAUCCAGUGACCAAGCAGUGGGCUGCAGUGGCGUCUCUGAACUUCCCUCGCUGUGGGGUUGGAGUUUGUUCCUGUCAUGGAGCUCUUUACGCACUUGGUGGCUGGAUUGGGUCAGAAAUUGGGAAGACAAUGGAACGAUACGACCCAGAAGAGAACAAAUGGGAGGUUAUAGGGAGCAUGGCUGUUCCUCGAUAUUACUUUGGCUGCUGCGAGCUGCAAGGCUUCAUCUAUGUGAUUGGUGGCAUCAGUGAUGAGGGAACGGAGCUGCGCUCGGCUGAAGUUUACGACCCAAUCUCUCGACGGUGGAGCGCGCUGCCUGUCAUGGUGACCCGGCGGGCGUAUGUAGGCGUGGCCAGUCUCAAUAACUGCAUCUACGCUGUCGGAGGCUGGAACGAGGCUCUGGGGUCACUGGACACUGUGGAGAAAUACUGCCUUGAGGAGGAGAAGUGGGUGGAGGUGGCGUCGAUGUCUGUCCCUCGCGCUGGAGUAACGGUAGCGGCGGUCAACGGUUUGUUAUAUGCGGUUGGCGGUCGAACUACAAGCCGUGACUUUUCGGCACCCGUCACCGUAGACUCAGUGGAAAUCUAUGACCCCCAUUUGGACACGUGGACGGAGAUCGGUAACAUGAUCACCAGCCGCUGUGAUGGCGGCGUAGCUGUGCUCUAAUAGACACAUUACUCUACACCACCCUAGGAAAUGUGUCUUAUUCAGUAAUUUAUUAUGGUUUUUAAAAAGAGUGACGAAUUAGUUGAAUUGAGGAGGCCUUGUUUUUGGGAUUGAGUAUCGUUGUGUAUUUUUAUUUAAACCACUUGUGUGUUGUUUAAGAUCACAUGUUGUUAAAGGGGCCGUUCACCCUAAAAUGAACAAUUCCUCACCAUUUCUUGGUGCGCUUUUAUGAACUAGAUUUAGACUUGUUUGUAUGUUUAGUUUUUUAUUCUCAAAAACGGGUCACCAUUGACUUCCAUUAUACGAAGUAUAGCCAAGUAUCACAGAUUCAGCUCUAAAUGUUCUUUAAUGCUCUACUGGAAGACCAAAAAAAAGUAACUUACAUCUGCAAUGAACUGAGGGUGAGAGUAAACGAAUGUUUAGAUUUUUGGGUGAACUGUCCCUUUAAGGAGGUGUAAUUGAUCUCUUGUCAAUGCUUCUGUGCGAAUUUAAGCCUAAAUGAAAGCAGUUCAUCAUAUAAAGUGUUCUCGUCUCUUCAGAAGACGUGGAUUAAACCACUUGAUUUAUCUUUUGAUGUAUAUAACUUAUAAAUAUUAUUAUAAUGAUGAACAAAAGUCUUGAGAUGAGGGUCAGAAUUUGCAUUUCGGCUUAAUUUAGGCUUGUUUAAACCUGCUUGAUGAUUGUUACAUGUGUUAUUAACACAAGCAAGGUUCAGAUGAGAGCUUAUUUAAUAUUCCAUUAACAGAAACAGAAAGGUUUUGCUACUCUUGGUGUUUCAUAUCUCACUCACUGGCACAUUUAUAUGACUAUAUUUCACAGCAGGAGUAAUAUUAUUUAUUAGGGAUGCACCGAUAUUGGAUUAAUUUAAGGUUAUCUGCAUAUCGGCAAUAAUAAGAAAAAGACAGACACAGAUGGUCGCACGUCUUUUGAAUAGUUCAGCAUUUUUAAAUCCAUGCAAGAUUAUCAAAUAUGUGCGAAAAGAUAAAUAUAGUCUGUAUAAAAUAUCAGACAUGAGUUUAAUAUGUACAGUAUGUCAGAAAUGUGUUGAGAAAGCAACUGGUGGUCAGUUUGUGCUAACAAUUCUCGAACAACAAAAACGAUAGUUUCCCAGUUUCUUUGCAAAUCCUGUCCUGUGGACAUGUUUCUAUGAGUUACUAUGUACACCUGUUAAUACGCGCCUGUCAAUCAAUUGGGUGGGCGGGGAAAAUCAAAUCUCAAAAUCGCUAUUUUAAAGCGACACAUAUACAUAUAGGGACAUCACUGGCUUCAUUUGUUACGUUUAUUAAAUGAAUAUGUUUAAUUAUGUCAAAUAAAAGUUAAAGGGUUGUUAAACUAAAUAUCGAACUGCAAAAAUCUGCUUUGAAGACUGUCAAACUGUGUCUGUCUUAAAAUGGUGGACAGUUGAAUGUUAAAUGGAGCAAAUCUAUAUUCAGAACUAUACUUUAAUGGAGAAAACGAAGUAGCUAGUACUAUAUUUGACCAGCUGUGUCCCUGGACCCCAAAAUCAUGGGUAUAUUUGUAGAAAAAGCCAAAAAUACAUUGUAUGGGUCAAAGUUACCUACCCAAAAAAACAUAUCAGCAUAUUACACUAACAAUU